Molecule: messenger RNA, 854 nt
Organism: Exserohilum turcica Et28A
Lineage: Eukaryota; Fungi; Ascomycota; Dothideomycetes; Pleosporales; Pleosporaceae
Exons: 1
Source: RefSeq, a predicted model, not a curated record
CGACCGCCUACACGUACACGUACCGCGAUGCCUUGAUGCGCCCACGCUCGCCUGCAUCCCGCCAUGCAUCUCGGCCCACCCCAUGGCUACCACGCCCAUGGCUUCGUUGUCGUUGUCGCCAAACACGCUCGCCGGCUCUGGCUCCUUCCGCCUCGCCUGUCCCGUCGACGUGCACUUGGGCACUGAUGCCAUGCCAUGUUCCACGACCACUCUGCACACGGCCCGACUGCUCCCGCCCCACGCUGCCAACCAACAUGUGCGGGGUCCAGGGCCACCUAGAUAUCUCUCUCUCCAUCGCCUUGAUAGCCACCGUGCCCCAACCACGAUGCUCUGCGCCUGCACUCUGUCUGCACUCUGUCUGCACUCUACCCACACUCUGCCAUACCACUGCAUGCUUGUGCUUGCAUGCUUGCGUACCUGCAUCCAUCAUGCUUACACUUGCCGCUCCUCCAAAAAGGAACCACAACACCGCCUGCCCGCUUGCUAUGUACUAGCACUUGCAGCCCAAGACGCGCUCAUCCUCUCGCUAGAUUCUAGCCUCCGUCUUGGUCUUGUCAACGCCGCCCCAGCCGUACAAUGACGUUGAAGACGGAAGGAUCAUCGGUGACAUGCUGACAAGCUGACGUAUUCCACUCUGCCCUUGAAACUCCUGACACCCACCAUACUUGGACAACACACAUAACCAGAUGCCUUUUCGGGGUUAACACACGCCUGUUUUUUUAUUUACUUUGCUCACACAUGCAUAGAUACUCUUUCUAUGGCCAUCUCCAUCACAAGCUCUCGCAUCAAACCCGCACGCCAAGCUUCCCCCCCCCUCUCUUUCUCUCUCUGCAUUCAUGCCUCUUGACUGCCCA